Scatophagus argus is the source of this 3599-nucleotide messenger RNA. It is a transcript of the gene cbx4, whose product is annotated as chromobox homolog 4 (Pc class homolog, Drosophila). The transcript has 6 exons. Gene Ontology annotation, biological process: negative regulation of DNA-templated transcription. The record is from RefSeq and is a predicted model, not a curated record. Bases 251 to 2116 code for a protein of 621 amino acids. NCBI's taxonomy places the organism in Eukaryota, Metazoa, Chordata, Actinopteri, Scatophagidae.
GGUGCACACACCUGGGAUCAACCACGCCGUAAAUAUUAUAAAGAAGGAGGUGAGAUUGUGGUGAAAUCACGUCUUAAUGGUGUGGAUAUGUUAACUCCUCGUGAGACAUCCCUCCUGCAGUCCAGUACGCACGGGAUAAACCCCAACCUCUGUGCAAGGUCUCCUCCUCCCCUCCCCCUUGACGUCAUGCACCGAGCUGAAGCUAUUGCACGAAAAGAGCUGCUCGCGGCGCACCACUGAGAAUAUCUGUAUGCUUAUAGAACUGUGGAGUGUGCAAAGGAGGGAGAGCGAGAGAGCGCGCGCGAGAGAGAGAGAGAGAGAGGAGGAGAGGUGGAGGGAAUACAGUUGGAUUUGGAUACAACUGGAAAACUACCAAGCGCGCACAGCACGCACUGAGCGGAAGGCACAUCGACGGUGCGUAGCCAACAUUUCACCUUCUCCCCCCGUCCCCCGCGAUCGGAUUCAGGCGAGAAUGGAGCUCCCUGCCGCCGGAGAGCACGUCUUUGCGGUAGAGGGCAUCGAGAAGAAGCGCAUCCGCAAGGGCAAGAUAGAGUACCUGGUCAAGUGGAGAGGCUGGUCUCCCAAAUACAACACAUGGGAACCAGAGGAAAACAUCCUUGACCCGCGUCUCCUCGUCGCGUUUCAACACAGAGAGAGGCAAGAGCAACUGAUGGGAUAUCGCAAACGGGGGCCAAAACCAAAACAUCUUUUACUGCAGGUACCCUCAUUUGCUAGAAGAUCCAGUAUUCCUGCAGGUUUUGAGGAAUUAUCUCAGGAUGCAGAGGGUAGCCUCAAGUCCGAUCCUGUCCAGGUCCAGCGUACCCAGCCUCAACAGUACCAGCUGAACAGCAAGAAGCACCAUCAGUACCAGCCCAGCAGCCAGGAGAUGCCUGCUGACCAGCAAACCAAUGGCAAGAAGAAGUUCAUCUACCAGCUCAACAGCAAGAAGCACCACCAUUAUGAGCCUGACCUGAACAUGUACGACGCACAGGCCUCGAGGCUAAAAGAGGUGGUCAAAGUUCAGGAACAUGCCAGUAAACCAGCAAAUCCUGGCUGGAACUUACCGCUGGCCCUGCAGCAGAAAUGGGUUCGUGACAAAGACACAGGGUGCCUGAGCAAAGUCAAAGAGCUGGAGGUGAGGAAACCAGCUGUUAAAGAAGCUGAGAGUGAACAUGCCCUUAAACCCAAUCCUAAAGAUGCAACCCUACCUAGUGCUAUUAGCAGCAAAAUGAAGAUAAUCAAAAACAAAAACAAGAAUGGACGUAUUGUUAUUGUCAUGAGCAAAUAUAUGGACAGCAACAAGGUUCACGGAGGAAAGGGUAAACAUGGGGAAUCGUCGGGCGAAGACAAACCCCAAAACACCAAACCAUCAGAGGACAAUCCAGCACACACAGCCAAAAUGUUGGAGUACCCAGAGAAUGGUAUCCCCAAAGAGAUCUGCAAUGGCAGCUCCCUCCCUGCUGCAGAGCACCCUAUAAAGUGUUCCCAAAAGGACAGACAUUUCUCCAAACCUUCGCCUAGCACAGCAGAGGAAUACAACACCGAAGUGGCUCGUGGUCAGGCUGAUUUACCGGACGAUCUACCCCUUCAGCUGACUGCAAACUCAUCCAUGACAUCAUGGGCUGUUGACACCAACAUCCCGACCCCUACAGCCGUCGACCAGAUCAGGAUCCCUUCUUUUCCCAAUGACCGCAAACGAAAGCUAUCGGAUCCCGUGGAGGACAGAAGUGCUUCUAAGGCCUACCUGACUUCCCGAAGCUUCAGUGUCCCCGGCACUGUGGUCACGCCGCCACAGGACAAACCUAUGGACCUGCACUGUAGCGGCCCAUGCCACAGCAGUACAUGCACAUACGAGGUUAUGGCCUCUGGCAGCCAAGAGGAGCCCAUGGAUCUCAGCUGCCCAAAGACUAAGAAGCAGGUGGAGCCGGAUGUACAGCCAGAGCCUGAGCCUGCUGUCAAAAACAUGUCUCCUGUAUUAGAAGACGCACAGAAGUCCACAGAGAAACCUAAAAAAGCACCUGCUAAAAAAAUCUCCCCGUUUAUGGGAAAUAUCAUAAUCACAGAUAUCACAACAAACAGUCUCACCGUCACCUUCAAGGAAUAUGUUUCUUUCUGAGAGACUAUUUGUAAAAUUGGACUAAAAGUGACCGAUUUGUUUAUAUGUGCAUAUGUAAAAACUGCAGAAUUUUGUAUAUGUGGAAAUUUAUAAUUUAUCAUUCAAAUUCAAUAUGUUUCUUAUGUUUUAUACUUUAACUCCUCUAUGAUGUUGUAGCCAAGAAAGUGCCCUCGAGGAUUUGAGCGAAUGCAUUUAGGUGGAUGUACUCCAUCAAAAAACAAACAAACAAACAAAAAAAAAGAAUCUGUUUAUUUGUAAUAUGGAGCUUAAUAGGAUACUUUUGCUGUUGUUUCAUAAUUGUACCAAACUUAUAACCUGAGAUGUAUGAAGGUUUAUACAUAUUUUGUAUAAAUGAUAAUAAUAUCACUUAUUUUGGUCCUGAUAGCAGGUAGAAAGGAAGCUGUUGAGUGUAAGAUGAUCAAAGAUCACACUGAAAGCACUUAAUCACAUUUUCAUCAAUUGCUUUGUCAUUGGGAGCAGAAAAACACCUGUUUUAUUGUUGUAUUGUUGCUCCACACAGGUGCUCUCAGAAGGAAUUGGCUAAUUUUCAACUGUGAGACUCACUCGGCUGCAUCAAUAACCUUCAAGAAAACGUCUUUUCUUUUGAAAGGUUUUUGUCUUGCUAUCAGUGAAUAUGCCUUUGCAUACCGACCUACUUUACAUUGCACAUUUAACAUUUAGCAAACAUUUAUGGAGUAACAUGUUACCUGUACUUUCUCAGAGGUCAAUUAGAAAUGACCAUGAAGAAAAUGGUGUCAUUUAUCCAACGUGUGACUUCCCGUUAAGACAACAUAUUGAUUUGUACCAUAAUUAGGUUGUGAUUUAUUACCUUAUUGUUGACCUCACAUAUUGCAGGAGUUACUUUAAAAAUACUUGUUAGGAGUCUCCUAUAAUGUCGCACAGAGUAGCAAUAUUCAUCUCAUUUUGCAAUCAAAGCUCAUUACGUGACCUGACAAACACUUUACGGCUGUUUGCUUUAGAAAAAGCUACCAGGGUUGUUAAUGAGGAUGUUGCGCAGACUAAAUGUGAGUUGUGAGGCUGGCUUUGUGUACUGUUGUGUAUACUGUGGCUCUUUUUGAUUAUGCUGCUGAAAAUUCAUAUGUCAAACUGUUGGAUGUAAACCUACAUUUGAGUCUAAAUUGCCUUCCAUGCACAUUUAAUGCAAAACCAGUUAGAAUGCUACAGUGCUAUGACAAUAAAAAUGAAGAGUGCAUAUUUAUUGACAUUUAAUUUGUUUGAAAACAUUACCAGAUGUUUUCUGCAUCAGAGGCUGCAAGUGGUUUGCCCUUUUGGAAGAUCUUUUGCUUUAUCUUUUGCUUUCUUUUGUUUGUUUGUUUGGGGUUUUUUUUUUUGGCUUGCACUUGGUUCAAACUCAAAAUGUUUGUUUUAAAGUAUCUUCUACCACCAGUUGGAUGACUUAUUGCUGUUGGUACAGCUUAUUGGAUGGUAUGUUUCACAAUAAAGAAAGAGAAAUGACCUCUGA